Messenger RNA from Paraphaeosphaeria sporulosa, 3004 nucleotides. RefSeq lists its product as uncharacterized. NCBI's taxonomy places the organism in Eukaryota, Fungi, Ascomycota, Dothideomycetes, Pleosporales, Didymosphaeriaceae. The record is from RefSeq and is a predicted model, not a curated record. The transcript has a single exon. Bases 87 to 2816 code for a protein of 909 amino acids.
CAGAGCGUUGCAUCACAAUCCCCUAAUUUCGUCAAGCUGCCCGUCGCAGUCGAUCGCGUCCCUCGGGGGCCCUCAGCUGCUCCAUCAUGGCUCAGAUCGCGCUGCCACGACAGCAGGUGACGCAGACACAGCAAUCCGCCCAGAUUGGCUCACCGCUCUACCAGCGCCGCCGUCCCUCCCAGGCUGGUCCCAUCGAGCUGCUGCCGAACCCCGAUUUCUCCUUCCCCAUGCGAGACCCGGAGACGACCUCGUCAGCACCCACUCCCACUGCCAAUGCGCGCCCAAUGUCGCUCCAGGCCUAUCCUACCGGCCGUCGAGGCUCUGCUCACGCCAGAGGAAAGUCAAUCAAUGCGCUGCCUGACUUUAGUUUCAACCCAGCCGGGACAUCCGCGCCGCCCGUGACAGCCACCUCACCGCAGCUGUCUCCAAUGGCACUACCCACAACGCCCGUAACGCCGGCAACGCCCUCGAGACCAAUUGGAGGACACAGGCGCGGUGGGAGCGAGUUCAUCGGCGGAGACGGGCGGUCAGGAGGCGCUUCACUCUUGAGCACUAGUCCCACCAAGGGCGAUGACAUCCUACCUCCACCACCGAACAACACUCUACGACCAGGACCACCGGCUGGACGACGGGGCCAUGCUCAUCGCCGCUCCGGAGCUGUGUCAUCACACGAUCUAUCCUCGAUCAUGAAUCCUCCCGCGCAUCCUCGAGCCGGCAGUGCGCCCGUCACUCCUUCAGAGGGACCACAAUUUGCCUUCGGCCAUUCUGUGAACAAGUCCAUGUCUCAACCGUCGUUGCGAGAUGCUGGAUCACUUCAAGACGCAGAUGAGACUCCACGACCUCCCUCCCGAGCGCGAGUCGGGUUUUCCGACAAAGUCGAAUAUAUCCGACCGCUUUCGACCAUUUCUUCGGAGACUGAAACGUCUAUGUCGACAUUCCGAGGCCAUUCGGCGACGAACAGUCUGUCGUCAGUCAUUAGCUCCGGAACAUCGAGCCCCCAGACGUUUAGAAACGGUCGUCCUACGCUUAGCAUUGUUGAGGACAAGUCUCGCCCUAGCACUGCCGGCGCAAUCCUGGGUGGUCGUGGCAACUCUGGCGACGAUGCCGCCAAUCACACACCUCCGUCUUCCGCUAUUUCUCCGCCCGCGAUGACGAUUCCCACGACUACAUCUCUUCCAGCCAAACGUCGAAGCUUCUUCAAGUCCGAGCCCCGCCGCAGUGAUCCCCCUGUGCCGACUCUGUCUAGUGUUUCUGAUGUGGCUCUAAAUGUCCCCGUCGAGUCGCCUCUGCCCUCCCCUAUGGUUGAUGAAGAAGAGAAUGGUGAGAAGAGUACCAGGACCAAGUCACGGAAAUCCAAUAAGGCCCCAAGGAAAGUCAAAUCAUGGGCAAGUUCGAUCAUUCCGAAGAAAACAAAGCACAGCAAAAAGGUCAAGGAUAGAGCCUCCACACCACCUCCGCAAUCCACAGGGGAAGACGAUUCGGAUGCUUCUGAGGACCCAGAUUUUGAAGCCAAUUUCGACGUUGAUAAUACGGUGACGAUAGUGUCACCCACCGAGGAUGCUAUCACUGUUCCAAAAGCACAGACUGAUUACGCCUCUUGGGAGCCUCGCGGGCUCAAACGCGUUGACUCUGAUACGAUGAACCCUGUGAUUGAUCUGGACGCAGCGCUUGGACCGUUCAACGGCACCAAUGCCCGUACCCAGCGCGGUUUUGCUGCGCACCGCAGAGCUAUGCAUAGCUCCGGGGGUGUGCUCCAAAGUCAUCGGCGGACGGAGAGCGCACCAGCAUUAGUGCCCUUCGAACUUCGAAGCACUGCGGCUGCCACAUCUUCGACUAUGGCGGAUGUGUUCGAAGAAGAUGAACCAGAGGACGACACACCCGUGUCCAGUGGCAAAAGCACACACUCUGAGCCUCCGAUAAAUGAAGAGCAAGAGGAUGCUGAAGAGCCAAAGAUACAGGUCGUGGAGACUGACGAUUACCACAAUGGUUCAUCCAUGAACUGGAACUUCAACGAUGGUCUAGGUCUGCAACGCAACGACAGAUCCCGGAGAGAAGAGUCGUCCGAACCGUGUUCCCCGCGUGCUGUUCCAGCAUUUGUUCCAGAUGUUGAAGAAGCCACUCGAUCUACACCUGCGGACGCGGUAGAAAUUGUGGAAGACUUUGAAGAGCCGCGGACAUCGUCUCUCACCCAUUCUUCUGAUUCUACGGUCACGGCUCAAGUCUCUGGAGACGACACCAAAGAGACGCACAAUGUCAUGAACCUGUCUCUGCCUUUAGGACAACAAAACCUAAUGACUCCAGACACGUUCGCCUCCUCCUUCUCAUCACCAGACUUUAGGUCUAGCCAGAUCUCCUUGGAUACACCGAGGUUAGGCACAGCUGCAUCGUCCAUGACUGACUACCAGGCCAUGCCUUCGCCUCGUUUCGGCGAACCAGGUCCCGAACUUCGCGUAUCGGUUGACGACGUUCCCUCGUUGACCUCUUCUCGGUCCACGAUGACGAGCGCAAUGCAGAGCGCCUUUCCGCUCCCAAGCCCCCGGCAACCAGGUGAUCGGUCUGCUUCUCUCUGCUCCGCUCCAAGCGAUGUUGAAUCGCGUCGCCGCAAGCGCUCGAGCAUUGCCAGCCUCUCCCGUCUAAUGAACACUGGGUCAUUCGGUGAGAGGAGCAAGCUAUCGAUUGAGACUCGGCCACAGUCAGAGUAUGGACUCAACCGCCUCGACGCUACCCAGAAGGAGUCCAAGAAGAAGCAUAAGCGGCUCAGCAAGCUCAUGCAGUUCUGGAAGACCAAGGAAUCGAAAGGGUCGUCUCGAACUUGAUGUCACAGGCCAAGUUCAUGACUUCCCUCCGUCGUUACAUUCCCCUAACGCACUGGUUACAUGACCGCCAUACGAUUUCAUGGCAUAUCAAGCGCAACCCCCAUUCCCUUAAUAUCUCUCGCAUGACACGGAGUUUUUGAAAGCGAGCCCUCUACGAACCCUUUUUCACGGCGCAUAUUGCGAUUUGG